AUGGAUCAUUUAAGUUCAAGUGAAUCACUUAUUGAAGAUCUUCUAGAAGAUUACUGGUUCUUUGACAACUUAUUUACCAGGAGAUCGAGGGUCUUAAGGUAUUGUCACUCAGAUCCUUACCCUUCUUCUUCUUCUUUGACAUCUCCUGAAAAAAUGGGAGGUUCGGAUGAAAGGAAGUCUUUACAAGUCUCAACAAGGCGAUGUUUGAUCAGGGCAGCUUCUAUAGAUGAAAAAAAAGGCGAGACAAAGCAGUUCUCUGAAAAGAUUAGGGUUCAAGAACCGAUACCAGAUGGAUCUUUCUUGCGUAAAAAGGAACCUAUGGUUCUUUCCAAAUCCGGAUCUCAUUCAGCUCCAGGGAAGAUUCAAGAAGCUUCCACAGAGCACAGUUUGAUCCGAGCACCUUCUUUGCCGCCUCGGAUAGAAAAAAGAAAAGUGGAUCAGGAGGCAAAGAAGAUGAUUAGUAAGCUGACACGGCAGUUCUCUGAGAAGAUUAAGGUUCUAGAACCGACUACUAUGGGUGACAAAUUCUUGCAGAAGAAGAAAGGGAAUAGUGAAAGAAACAGAAGAGAAGGUGGUAGUAGUAGCAGUGUCAAAAAUAGUUUGCAAAGAACCCAAACGAUGCCAAAUAACAUGAGAAGAGAAGAUGAUGGAUGUGAAGAUCAAGAAACCGACUCAAGAAUGGGAUUCUUGAUCCGUGAAGCCCUCGCUAGCUCUCAAAAUGUUCCAAAGGUUUCAAGCAAUCAAAGGCAGAGACCACCUAGACAUUUGAGAUCAGAAGAAACAGUAAUGGUCAAACAAGGAAGCUCAAGUCCCAAAACGCUGCGUAAAACGGUAAGCAGCAUAGAAACAACCAAAGAGAUUCAAACGCUGAAAGGUUAUGAUGACAAGCUGGUCGAGCCACAUGGAUUAGCUACACCACCUAGAGUUCCAAAGGAUUCAAGGAAAGAAAUGAAGGAUCAGAUCAAGUUUUGGGCUCGAGCAGUAGCUAGUAAUGUCAGACAAGAGUGCUAAAAAUUGUUUUAAUUACACUUAUUAACUGUGUUUGUUGUAUGACAAUAUUCUGUACAUAUGAUUCUUAUCUUCCAACGCUUCUGUGAACUUUUUUCUUUCUGAACCUCCUGAAAUAAUGAGAUUCCUCUGUUUAUGUGAUGAUU
Molecule: messenger RNA, 1154 nt
Organism: Eruca vesicaria subsp. sativa (arugula)
Lineage: Eukaryota; Viridiplantae; Streptophyta; Magnoliopsida; Brassicales; Brassicaceae
Source: the annotation of a GenBank genome assembly